Messenger RNA from Schistosoma rodhaini, 717 nucleotides. NCBI's taxonomy places the organism in Eukaryota, Metazoa, Platyhelminthes, Trematoda, Strigeidida, Schistosomatidae. The record is from the annotation of a GenBank genome assembly.
AUGAAUUUGCCAAUACUUGGACGAUAUUCAACAAAACUAAUCGUUUUCUUCAACUGUAUUUUCAUUACAUUUGGCAUGAUUGUGAUUGCAUUCGGUAUGAAACUACCAAGUAAACUAUUUGGAUAUAAGAGGAUAUUGCAAGCAACCAUACCACCCAUCUUUCCAACGGCUACUUUCUCAGGAAGUCUCAGUAUAUUAGCUGCAUGUAUUGGAAUAUUAAGAAUAUUGAAUGAAAGAAACAUGAUUAUGUAUCUGCAUCUGUUUACUUUGACUAUUGUAAUGCUUAUUGAAAUAGGCAUAGCAACAUCAUCCACGUUAAUGAAAGAUCAAUUCUUCACUGAAGCUCAUCGUUCGUUGAAUAUGAGUGUUCAAAAAUAUUGGACAAAUCUUUGUUAUCAAAUAGAAUUCGAUAAUUUACAAAUAAGAUUUCAUUGUUGUGGUGCAGAUUCAUCUAAUGAUUAUCUCCACGUCAAACAACUAAUACCGACUUCAUGUUUAUCUGGAAUAAAACCAUAUUCACUGGGAUGCGUUGAUGCAUUGAAUAUACUUGUGCAAUAUUAUAAAGUGAUACUGAUCUAUUUAUGCUUCAGUAUCGGAAUCAUUCAUGGUGUUUACUUGCUUUUCUCAUUUCUGAUGAUUUGUAUAUCUAAAAUUGGAAAAAUUGGAUCACCAAAAACCUGUUGUUCAGAUCAAACGAAGACUAUUGAUGAGGAUUGA